UGUCAUUCAACGAUAUUUUCAAAUAGUUGGCGCCGUUGUUGUUUAGAUUUAUGAGUGUCAAACUCCAUUAUUCCGUUUUUUACAGCUAAUUAAAUGGAAAGCAUUCACUGAAAUCACUGUUCCAGUUAUGAAUUCAUAAUAUUUCAACUUGUUGGUAAUAUUGUACAAAGACCCCUAUUAUUGCUUGACAGUUUACAAGGAGGUAGUUAGUUUGAUUUGUAGGAGAUAACCUGCAAAAAAGUAUCUGUCAUCUUCGAAUAAAACAAAUGAAUUCUAAAAUUUGAUCAUGAAUUAAUUCAUUGCUUGGAGAACAGUGUAUUGACUUUUUAAUAUGUGGCCGUUAUUGAUUGAUAUGACAAAAGAUGAAUCUAUACAAAGUUUAAGAAAUUUAGAAUUAGAAGCUUAUUCUCAUUUAGUUUCUGCUUUGAGAGCCCAAGGACCUCUUAAUCCUGAUAAACGAAAAUUAUUAAGGGAAACUAGCUGUGUUCUGAAUAUAUCUCAAGAAAGACAUAAAGCUGAAAUAAGGAGGGCAUUAACUGAUGAAAAACUAACAACUAUAGCAUUUCAUGUAAAUGCACAAAAUGAAUAUAAUAGUGAUUGGGCACAAGAAGGACGUAGGGUGAUUCCCCUUAUGCCAAGGAUGGCACCACAAACUGCUUUCUCAGCUAUGGCUGAUGAAGUGGCUGAAAAUGCUGAUUUAAGUAAUAAACAGUUGCCAUUACCAGCCAAUACAGAAAGGAAACGAUCCAUGAUUGUUCAGUCUAAUCAAAAUAUCUUGGGGGAUUGCAAUAAAGGUUCAUUUAGAAUUAAUGAACAGCCAAAACAUGAAGAAUUAAGGAAGAGAAAAUUUUCUGAAAAUAGUAGUUUAGCUCAACAUCUUCUUGGACCAUCUAAUAAAAUGAGUAGAAUACAGCAAAUUUAUAGACAAAAAACAAAAUCCAAAACAAAAGAACAGUUUACAAAAGUGAAAAUGGAACUAGACCAAUCAGAGGUUCUCCAAAAUAAAACUCAACAUCCUGUUCUAUCACAAAAGCCUCAAAUGGUAAAAAUUCCAAUGAAUUCCAAUAUGAAUACACCCUCAGCAAAUGGAUCAAAAAUUAAUAUCCUCCAAAAUAUCAACUUACAACAAUCAAGUCCUCUGAUUUCGGAGGAUCAUUCGGAUCAAGUUCCAGACAUAAACAACUCCAAUAUGACAAAACUUAAUGAAGCAAAUCAUAUAGCAUCUCCACCUUUCAAUAUAAAUGAGAAUAUCAACAAUCGAUUGAAGUUUUUAACUAAAUCAAAUAAUAUUAUGUUCAAGCCGUUGAAUACCUCAUCUGGAACUAAUAUGAAUAUGGAGUUACAGAAAACAUUGAAAGUGUGUCCUUCAAGAAAACCUAUAGCAAAAGCUGUACCAACGACAAAUCAGAAACUGAUUGUUGUUUCAAAUGCACAAACAAUGCCUAAUAGUAGUAUUCUUCAAAGAACAUUAACUAUUCCUUUUGUUAAAAAUAUAUCGGUAAAAAAUUUUGAUAAAUUUAAAAUUGUAAGCACUUCUGGCGCUCCAGUCACUUUAGCAACCAGUACUGUCAAUUCAAAUAGUUUCAAUUCUGUAAAGCACAAAGUAGUAACUGUGAGAACAAGUAAUCCUGUCAAUACCGGAAAGAAGGUUCUUCCGAUAACACAACUGCAAAUGUUGAACAAAGGAAGCAUUAAAGUACUUCCUCUAGGAGGAAAAAUCGUUGGAAAAACUACAACAUCAGCAAUACCUUCUUCAAUGUAUAUUAUGAAUUCUAUGGGUAAUAUGCAGAACUUGACAAAAACAAUAAACACUUUACCAAUAGCAGCUCCUACUAAAAUAAUAGAAAACAUCGAUAAUACUCAAAUAGUACCUUUAUCAACAAAUCCUGAAACGGGAAGUUCAAAUUGUGCUAGAAACAUGGAAAAACUUAAAGAAUUAACAAAGAAUUCUUCAGUAGUUAAUAAAGUCAUCACUGUGGAUGAUGAUUAUGAUAAUCAAAUUGAAGAGUUUCAUAUUGAAACAGUACCUGAAGAUGCUGUAGUUGAAGUAAAAUCUGAGGAGGAUAUCGAGGAAGUUGUGGAAACUGUUGAAGUGGAUAAGAGUGGAAUAGUUUGUCUCCCUGAAAUAGAUUGCUAUAUUUCAGAUGGAGAGGUAAUAGAAACUGAAUCCAGAUUAUCUCCUGAGAGAGAAAUGAAGGAAAGUUCAAAUGAAAGCUGUAAAAAUGAAGAUUUUAGUGAUGAUCAGUUGAACAAUAUGGAUCAUAGGCAAGAAAUAGAAGAAAUAGUUUAUGUUGACAACUGACACUUAUUUAUUUUAAUUUAAAUUUGUAUUAUUUUUGUAUAAAAAUCUUCGCUAACCUCAACUGUUAAAUUUGUUAUAUUUUGAAUUUGCACUGGUUAAACAAAUUUACUGAAACAUGCAAUUCCAUAUAUAUAUAGAUCUACCAUGAUAAAAACAUACAAAUUGUGAAUAUUAACAAGAUAUCACUCAAAUGUUUUCAACUUAUUUGAAAUAGAAAAAAAUUGUGAUGCCAUUGGUUAAAUUUAUAAACAUCGAAAAUUGAAAUUCAUCAAAUUUGGAUAAAUUUUCAUUGUUUCUGAAUUAAAUUAAUAAAUUCACAGUAACAGCGCUUAUUCAAAACUUUUCUCGCGAGAUUAUUAUGGUAAUAAGUAAUUAAUGAUAGGGUAUAAAAUUAUAAUUUUUUGUUUAAAAUUUUCCAGAAUAUUUAUUAGCUAUUAUUCAAUAUUUCUUUUCACAUCAAGGUACCUAUAACAAAUGUAGAGUUUGUUAUAUAUGAAAUUUCAGCGGCAUUCCUUCCAUUCAGAUAUUAUAUUCACCAAUUAUACAGCUUUAAAUCAAUAGUUAUUUGUAAGAAAA
Messenger RNA from Harmonia axyridis, 2878 nucleotides. Its product is annotated as BRCA2-interacting transcriptional repressor EMSY. The record is from RefSeq and is a predicted model, not a curated record. The coding region runs from base 332 to 2302 and encodes 656 amino acids. Gene Ontology annotation, cellular component: nucleoplasm. Gene Ontology annotation, biological process: regulation of DNA-templated transcription. NCBI's taxonomy places the organism in Eukaryota, Metazoa, Arthropoda, Insecta, Coleoptera, Coccinellidae. The transcript has 5 exons.